Molecule: messenger RNA, 1347 nt
Organism: Vigna unguiculata (cowpea)
Lineage: Eukaryota; Viridiplantae; Streptophyta; Magnoliopsida; Fabales; Fabaceae
Product: putative aldo-keto reductase 1
Cellular component (GO): cytoplasm
Source: RefSeq, a predicted model, not a curated record
ACUCAUCAAGAUCAACACCAAAGGCAUUGCAGCGAACUCAUCAAAUGGCGCAGAGUGUGAAAAUUCCUCGUGUGAAACUCGGAACUCAAGGCCUUGAGGUUUCGAAGUUGGGAUACGGUUGUAUGGGUCUCACUGGAGCUUACAAUGAUCCACUUCGCGAAGAUGAAGGCAUAUCUGUUAUCAAACAUGCAUUCGAUCAAGGAAUCACUUUUUUUGACACUGCUGAUAUUUAUGGGGUCGACCAUGCUAACGAGAUUUUGGUCGGAAAGGCUCUGAAGCAGCUACCAAGAGAAAAGAUCCAAAUAGCUACUAAAUUUGGCAUAACAAAGAUCGAUUCUUCUGGAAUGUCUGUUAAGGGCACACCAGAGUAUGUGCGGUCAUGCUGUGAAGGCAGCUUGGAACGUCUGGGUGUUGAGUACAUUGAUCUCUAUUAUCAGCACAGAGUGGACUUGUCAGUACCUAUAGAAGAUACAGUAGGUGAACUCAAGAAACUGGUGGAAGAGGGGAAAGUGAGGUAUAUUGGAUUAUCUGAAGCAAGUCCAGAUACUAUAAGGAGAGCACAUGCUGUUCAUCCCAUCACUGCUGUUCAAAUGGAGUGGUCCCUCUGGACUCGUGACAUUGAGGAAGAGAUUGUUCCUCUCUGCAGGGAGCUUGGCAUUGGAAUUGUACCAUACAGCCCUCUUGGUCGAGGUUUUUUUGGUGGCAAAGGAGUUCUGGAAACUGUUUCAACUGUUAGCUCACUGAUGAGACAUCCACGCUUCCAAACUGAGAACCUGGACAAGAACAAAAGAUUGUAUGAGAAAAUAGAAGAACUUGCUGCGAAACACCACUGCACUCCUUCACAGUUGGCAUUGGCAUGGAUGCUCCACCAAGGCAAUGAUGUUGCGCCUAUUCCUGGCACUACUAAGAUUAAGAACCUGGAUCAAAACAUUGGUGGGGUAUCAUUGAAAUUAGCAGAAAGUGAGUUGAGAGAAAUUUCUGAGGCAGUUCCCAUUGAAGGCGUAGCAGGGAAUCGACACUACUAUGGAUUAGCUAGUUUUGCAUGGACUAUUGCUAAUACACCUCCAAAAGAUCCCAGGGUCUAAACUUAUAUCACUCAAAAUCCUUUUCAGUGGAACUAUGCACUAUGAGCACGAGUUAACUGAUGUUUGUCAUCGUAUGUAAAAUCCAUAGUAUCAGUAUUUGAAUAUGCGUGUUGAAUUUAAUAAAUCCAAUUCACCUAUGGCCUCUCCAUGAUUGAAAUAUUUGGUGGGUUCAGGUUUGUAGUUUGCUGUACUAGUUUGUGAUGUAACAAAAACAAUGAAUAAUGCAAUAUUAUACACCUUGAGGUGAGUCUUUGCUCAUUAA